CUGGCCGGUGUUCACUCAGUAGUCACAGGGACCGAAGUGUAGACUCGUCGUCUGGGACUUUUUGCUGAGUGUUUCAUGAAGCGCUUCGAAUGUUUUGUUAAUUCUGGGACACCGUGGAUCUACCAGGUUCAGGGGCGGAUAGAUACUCGUGAUUCCCGGGCGACGACAAGAAGGAUUUACGCUUCCAAAGUUUUAGGAAAAACAUGGAGACUGUAAGUCGGCAAAGCUUCCAACCUCAUCCGGGACUGCAACAAACUCUCAAGCAGUUUCAUAUCAGCUCUAUGAGCUCGCUCGGAGGACCGGCGGCUUUUUCUGUCCGGUGGCAGCAUGAGCUCCUCUUCAAGAAGGACGGGAAGGAGUCUGAGCCGGUUCUGCAGCACCUGCCGCCGCCGGUGAUGCCUGGCCCCCUGUUCAUCCCGUCGGACCGCUCCACUGAGAGGUGCGAGACGGUGCUGGAAGGCGAGACCAUCUCGUGCUUCGUGGUCGGCGGGGAGAAGCGCCUGUGCCUGCCGCAGAUCCUCAACACGGUGCUGCGGGACUUCACCCUGCAGCAGAUCAACUCGGUGUGCGACGAGCUGCACAUCUACUGCUCCCGGUGCACGGCGGACCAGCUGGAGAUCCUUAAAGUCAUGGGGAUCCUGCCCUUCUCAGCGCCGUCCUGCGGCCUCAUCACCAAGACGGACGCCGAGCGGCUCUGCAACGCCCUGAUCUACGGAGGCGCCUACCCGCCGCGCUGCAAGAAGGAGCUGAGCGGAGGCUCGCUGGAGCUGGAGCUCACCGAGAGGAGCUUCAAAGUCUACCACGAGUGCUUCGGCAAGUGCAAGGGCUUGUUCGUGCCGGAGCUGUACACCAGCCCUAACGCAGCGUGCAUCCAGUGCAUGGACUGCAGACUCAUGUACCCGACCCACAAGUUCGUGGUGCACAGUCACAAGGCGCAAGAGAACAGGACUUGCCACUGGGGCUUCGACUCAGCCAACUGGAGGGCGUACAUCCUCCUGGGCCAGGAUUACACGGGGAAAGAGGAGAAGGCCCGUCUGGAGCAGCUCCUGGACGAGAUCAAGGAGAAAUUUGACUUCGCCAACAAGUACAAGAGGAAAGCAUCAUCCAGGACGUCUGAUCCCAUCCCAGUCAAAAAGUCCAAACAUGAAGACUUCCCUUCACAGUCCCCCCUGGCUGACAAAGAGAAGCAGCACGACUGGCUGCACUCCCUGUCUUCCUCUAAUAAGGGGCUUAACUGCAUUCAACCCAGGCAGAGGCCCUCAGCUUUCAGGCCCUGGUCCCCCCACAUCUCUGCUGGGGAUAAGGAGCCAUCUAGUCACCCCCUGGCCCUGCUGAGAGAUAGCUUCUACAAUUUCAAGAGCCUGGAGAAUGCCGUGGCCCCCAAUGUCGCCCUCACACCACUGCCCCUGGGAAAGGUGGGCCCCAUGUCCCCGUCAGCACCCAGCACCUCCCAUCCAAGUGGAGGUGAACCCCCAGCCGAGGGCGCCAACUCCAGGUCUCGCAAGAGAAGAACCACAGGGGAGCUCCUGCCCCCAGCCCCAGAGGCCUCCUGCCCCCCGCCCUCCGCUGCCUGCAAGCCACCACUGCCUCAGGAUGACAAAGACUCUGAGGUGGAGAUCGAAGUGGAGAGCCGUGACGAAUUCACUUCAUCCCUGUCCUCCCUGUCAUCACCAUCUUUCACUUCCAGUAGCUCAGCCAAAGACUUGAGCUCACCAUGCGCCCAGGGGCCCAUCUGCCCCGUCACAUCAGCAGAGGGCACUGCCCCUGCAGCUACACCCAUCACAGCCCCCGUGACUCCUCCGGAGUUGGGGCUGGAGUCUGAGCUGGAAAGCCUGAGGCAGGCCCUUGACAGCGGACUUGACUCCAAAGAGUCGAAGGAGAGGUUUCUGCAUGAGAUUGUUAAGAUGAGGGUGAAGCAGGAGGAGAAGCUGGGAUCAGCCCUUCAGGCCAAACGCAGCCUUCAACAGGAGCUGGAGUUCUUGCGGGUGGCCAAGAAGGAGAAGCUGCGGGAGGCAACUGAAGCAAAGCGAAACCUGCGGAAGGAAAUCGAGCGUCUGCGAGCUGAGAGUGAGAAGAAGAUGAAGGAAGCCAAUGAGUCGCGGAUGCGUCUGAAGCGGGAGCUGGAGCAGGCCCGACAACUGAGGGUCUGUGACAAAGGCUGCGAGGCUGGACGCCUUCGUGCUAAAUACUCAGCACAGAUUGAGGACCUCCAGAUGAACCUGCAGCACGCUGAGGCUGACCGCGAGCAGCUCCGAGCUGACCUGCUGCAGGAGCGGGAGGCCAGGGAGCACCUGGAGAGGGUGGUGAAGGAGCUACAGCAGCAACUGUGGUCCAAACCCAACAGCGACAAGGACGGGAUGCCCAAGGACAUGCAAAUUGACAACUAACCCGGCACCCAAUCUCACCGCCCAACCAACCAUCCCCCCACCCCUCCCCAUCCCCGGUCGCCAUGUGAUCCCCAACAUCAUCUGCCCAACUCAGACUGUAAACACACCCAGGAGUCCUGGGCAGCCAAACCGCACCACUGCCCAUCAUGCUCGCCGUCCAUAACAUAAAUAAAAAACUUUCUCACUCUGACAGAGAGAAGAAAUGAAGAACAGUGUCCAUCAGAAGCCAAGAGAAUGACUGAAAACGGCAAAGUACAGUGCUGCCACAGGGAAGCACACAUUUCUAAAUGAAGCACUGACUCGCAUCUGCCGCACUCGCAGAACUGAAAACUGCGUCACCAGAAGGAAAGAAAAACAUGUAUAGCACAAAAAGUGUGUGCCUGUAUUUUUCCUGUCAAGAAAAUGAGGUGUGACUUGUGGAAAGACACCUGUGACAAUAAAUGUUAAAAGGUGAUCGCAUUACAUUGGAGUUCCCCAGCCGCUGAGAGGUGCUGCAGUGGUGCCACCAGGGGGCGGGGCUCACAGGUCUCCACCACCGUCCCUCGCCACAACGAACACAGAGGAUAUUGAAGACAUUAUAAGCUAUUUAAGAGACUACAUGGCGAUAUGUAAUAAAAACAGUUUCUUUGUUUCUCUGUGCUAUUGGAGUUUGCAAAUAUAAAAGAUGAAUAAAUCAGAAGAUGAACAAAUGAACCUUCCACAGUGCCACCGUGGUUUUGUCGGUUUUUCAGGAAGCCAUCUCAGUCCACUUAGGGGAAAAGCAUCACAACUGAAAUGCAAGCAACCCACCUUCUUCCCUCCUGUUGCUGUUUUACGAAAAUCAUUCAUUUCUCCUAGCUAUGUGUGUUUUAAAACAUUUGGGUCAAAACCUAGAAGUCUUUAUCUUCUGAAGAUAAAAUAUUCCAGAUGUGAGUGAUGUUUUUACUCCAGUUGACAUUAGAACCAUCUUCUGUGAAGUCAUAGUGGGCUGAAUGGGUCUCCUUUGACAAGAACCACAAAAUGUUCAUUUUAAUUAAAUUAAGGUAUGUAAAUAUAAAUGUUUUUUUUUUUACUUUACAGUAAUGAAUCGCACUUUGUCAUAACAAAAUACUGUUAUAAUGCAUUGUACUCCCACUAUUGUCUUCGAUCUUACUUUGAAAACAUCAGCUUAUACAUGACUGCUUUCAUAUAAGUCCAGUAAGCAUUUUGUUGGUUAUAUGCAUCUUCAAUAAAUAUGUUGCUUUGUUUUCUUAAGUAUUGUAAAUAAAUGGAAAGUAAAAAAGGCCGUACCUGUUGCUUGCUGAUGCAGUGUGGGAUUGUUAGAAAGCUUUGGGCACCGCAUUCUCCUGUUUUUGUAAUGUAAUUACCACUUAAAGCGAGUUUGAGGCAACUUUGUAUGUCAUAAAGGUGAAUUGCUAAAUGAGCUCGAACAAAAAAAAAAAUCAUGCUCAAAGAUGAAAUCUGCUUUCAGUCAGAGGCUGUGACUGCCAUCUCACAGUGGGUACAGUGCAGUCAGAAUGUACAUUGUGUUACUGCUAAUUUUCCUUUGGUUCUUGAUGUUUUAAACAUGGAGAUAUUUUAUCGCUUGUCUCUUAUGUUCACGCUUUUCAAUAGACAACUCAUAUUUUCGUUAUGCAUGAAAUUUGAGAACGUUGCCAUACAUAUAGUCAGUUAUUGGGCAUUGAUACUGUACAUGUAAGGGUUUUAUUGUGUUAUGCAAUAUAAAGAAAUUUGUCUUAUUUAGAAGAGGAACUUACAAAAAGCAAGAAAACAUAUGUUGUUCUUAAGAAAAAACUUCACACUUGUGAAAAAUGGAGGAAAAAACAAACAUAAUGCUGGACAACCUCAAGUGCCUGGACGCAGGCGAAAGGUUUCCAGGUUAGGAAAACUGAUGAAGCUGUUUAGGCGGGGCCUCUCAUCAGCUUCCUGUUCACAGGUUUCAAAUUAAAAGCCCUUUCCUCACUCAGCAGGUCUUUUUUUUAUCAGUAUUCCUAAAACCAACCUGUUUACAAACUGCUUUUCUUUCAGCACAGAGAUCAAUUGAAUAAAUGCUCGAUGUUUAGGGCUUUGUUUUCUGAAUGACCGCUUUUUCUUCAUUUGAAAUCAAUGAUAUGCAUGUUCAAACAAUUUUUAUAGAAGAUCUUGAAAAGCCACUUGCUUCGGUGAAUUAUCACUUUGGGUUUUAUAUAAAGAUUUAACUGUUUAUUCCCAGUUUGUUGACUUGACCUGAGGUGAACAUGUCGGGGGUAAUACAGGGGCAUUAUGUCGAAGCCCGUUUCUUAUCAAACAUUACUGUUGAACGACACUGUCUGCAACUUUGGCAGACUCAAAUUGGUACAUUUUGUAGUUGUUUUUACACUCAAAGGAGUCAAUAGCCUACGUGUAGUUCACUUUUACUCAUGGUUUUCUACAAAAGGAGGGAGGCAGUAUCGACGCUGGCUUUUCACUCUCCCACACAAAUGAAAAAAGCUCUUUAACAACAUCUUGUUUUCUAGAGAAGAAUCAUUUUGCGAAAUAAUUGACAGUAAAGCAGCAAUAACAAUCCAUAUUAAUAUACGAAUACUAGCCAGUGUGAAGAUUUGAAUAAGAAUUUACAAAUGUAAAUAUUUUUUUCAUUUACGAUACUGUAUAAUAUAUGUACAUGGUGUUUCCUUUUUCCAAAAGAACUUUCUUACAA
Monopterus albus (swamp eel) is the source of this 5043-nucleotide messenger RNA. It is a transcript of the gene skia, whose product is annotated as v-ski avian sarcoma viral oncogene homolog a. The record is from RefSeq and is a predicted model, not a curated record. Gene Ontology annotation, cellular component: cytoplasm; nucleus; transcription regulator complex. Gene Ontology annotation, biological process: negative regulation of transcription by RNA polymerase II; negative regulation of transforming growth factor beta receptor signaling pathway; negative regulation of BMP signaling pathway. Bases 204 to 2387 code for a protein of 727 amino acids. Lineage: Eukaryota; Metazoa; Chordata; Actinopteri; Synbranchiformes; Synbranchidae. Gene Ontology annotation, molecular function: DNA-binding transcription factor activity, RNA polymerase II-specific; SMAD binding; RNA polymerase II cis-regulatory region sequence-specific DNA binding. The transcript has 7 exons.